Quercus lobata is the source of this 1413-nucleotide messenger RNA. RefSeq lists its product as uncharacterized. The coding region runs from base 1 to 1413 and encodes 470 amino acids. The transcript has a single exon. The record is from RefSeq and is a predicted model, not a curated record. NCBI's taxonomy places the organism in Eukaryota, Viridiplantae, Streptophyta, Magnoliopsida, Fagales, Fagaceae. Gene Ontology annotation, molecular function: nucleic acid binding; zinc ion binding.
AUGGGUCUCAGCUAUAUACAGAGCAAGUUGGCUCAACUAUGGAGACCUGAAGGAAGGAUGGAUUGCAUUGACCUUAGUUAUGGCUUCUUCUUAGUCAGAUUCUACUCCAAGGAAGACUUAGAGAGGGUGAUCAAAAGGAGUCUGUGGUUCAUCGAGGACCACUUCCUCUCUUUGAGACCGUGGGAGCCAUUCUUCAAGUCAUCGAUGGCAAAUGUUUCUCUAAUUUUUGUUUGGAUCAGGCUUAAUGAGCUCCCUAUUGAGCUUUAUGAAACAAAGGUGCAUAAGGAAAUUGGUGAAUCAAUUGGCAAGGUGUUAUGGAUUGAUUCACAUACAGCCAUGGAGGCGCAUGGCAGAUACGCCAGAUUAUGUAUCCAUAUUGAUAUCAACAGGCCGCUUGUCAACAGCAUUCUUAUUGGUCGUUUUGAGCAGGUGGUUACUUAUGAGGGAAUCCAAAAAUUGUGUUUUUCAUGUGGCAAAAUUGGGCAUAAGGUUGAAGCUUGCCCAUACACUAUUCGUAAGGAAAAGGAUAAGGAACAGAAUGCUCCGACGAAGGAAGCUCUAGAGAGCCAAAUCAAUGACGUUGGUGAUGGAAGUGCUGAUCUUCAGAACUUGCACGGCAUUGUCACGCACAAUGCAUGUAAGGCGACGAACGUGGAGGGGCAUUAUGGUCCAUGGAUGAUGGUGAGUAGGAAAAGAUACGGACAGAAAGGGAAAAGGACAGAUUACGGUAUUGGGCUUGGCACGGGGAAUGCUGGCAUCUCAGCAUGGAAUUCCACUAACCAACUGACUCCAGUUUUUGCGGAAGGAACGAGCAUGCCCGUUGGUGGUCCUUCAUCUAGCAAAAUUUUGCCACGUAGACUUGCCAAUCCUAAGACUAUGGCCAGGUUCAAGAAUGAGGUGAAAUCGUGGGCUUCAAAAACUCCAAGAGUGUUUACUAUUAAGGAAAGGCCCACUUCAAGCCCUAGUAUGACUAGAUUACCUGUGGACAACUUUAAGGAGGCAAUGGUUAGUUUGAAGCAACAUAGCAGCCCAAGCCCAUCUCCCCAUGUACCCAUAACAUAUCCGUCCUUAGUGAAAAACAAAAAGCAUUUGGCUAGGAACUUAGCUUCUAAUAUUUUACCCAAAAGCGCCGCCUCUUCAUGUGUGGAAGGUUUAGACAGGAAGAUCACCACCCCUCACCUCACCCACCCUCCUUUAUCUCGGUCUGAGCCCAACCAACCCACCUGCACCACUUUUGAAUUCUCGACGAAAGCCAAUGCUGAGACUGGAUUACUUGCUGAAAGUGAGAGUGAUCGGAGUUUGCAUGCCCAGCUCGUCGAAGAGAAGAGUCUUACCGAUGAUCAUAUGGUGUCCGAUGUUGCCGAAGAUCAUAUGGUGUCCGAUGAGGGAAGUGGAGCCGCUCCUUUCCUCUAA